Molecule: messenger RNA, 1062 nt
Organism: Aspergillus bombycis
Lineage: Eukaryota; Fungi; Ascomycota; Eurotiomycetes; Eurotiales; Aspergillaceae
Exons: 5
Coding region: 1-1062 (353 amino acids)
Molecular function (GO): glycosyltransferase activity
Source: RefSeq, a predicted model, not a curated record
AUGAGGGUAUUUGCCUCACGGGCCGGCCGCUCCUCGAUCAUUGUUAUCUUCAUGGUUUUAUUUCUUAUCAGCCUUCUUAAGCUUCCCAAUGGCACCUUGCGAGAGGUCUCCUUACCUGAGUUUGCCUCUUCUUUCUCUUCUUCUCUAAGCCCCCCAGCGAGUGAUGUUGACUGGUCACGCUAUGCCUACGUACAAUAUGUUACGAACACCGACUAUCUCUGUAACUCAGUCAUGAUUUUCGAAGCCCUGUCCCGUAUGAAAAGCAAAGUGGACCGAUUGAUGAUGUUUCCAUCCAACUUCAAACUGGAUAACGAUUCUCUGGAAGGCAAACUGCUCCUAAGAGCCCGGGACCAGUACGGCGUACAGCUCGUAUCCAUCACCGUCCAGAGUAGGCAUACGGACGAAGCCACAUGGGCCAAGAGCUACACGAAGCUGCUUGCAUUCAACCAGACGCAGUAUGAUCGCGUCCUCAGUUUAGAUUCGGACGCAACUGUCCUACAGCCCAUGGAUGAGCUAUUUCUGCUGCCCCCAUGUCCCGUUGCUAUGCCGCGUGCUUAUUGGGGCAACUUCGACGAUCGCGUAUUAGGCUCUUAUAUAAUGCUGAUCCAGCCGUCCGAGUUCGACUUUAACCGGGUCAUGAAUGCGAUGGAGGCGGCGAGCGGCUCCGAGUACGAUAUGGAAAUUGUCAACCACCUCUACCGUGACAGCGCCCUGGUACUGCCCCACCGGCCAUACGGCCUGUUGACCGGAGAGUUCCGCUCAAAUCACCAUUCGGCAUACCUAGGCAACGAGGUCGAAGUGUGGGAUCCCGAACAGGUCUUGAAGGAGGCAAAGUUCCUGCAUUUUUCGGACUGGCCCCCCUGGAUCCGCACUCCAGAAUCCAUAAUGCAAGAAAAUCAACCUAUCUGCCACAAAGAUCCGCUCUCAGGCGCUGAAGACUGUCGUGCCCGCGACCUAUGGCUGGGCUUCUACCGCGAUUUUGCACGGAGGCGAGAGGAGAUAUGUGGAAUGAGCGUUUUGAACGGAACGGAACGGACUUUGGGCAAGCGCUGGCGCUUAUGA